UGGAGUCCAAGUCCCAAGGGAAUGGCCCCUUUAGUGCACCUCUCAGUUCCAGCACAUGCUGUCUUUGUUUUCUGCUCUUUCUGCCUUCUUGGCCCUUGGGACUAUAAAUGAGCAUCAUUGGCUUAUUGAUAAUGAGCCCCUGCACCUUUCACUAAGCCCACUGAGCCUGUAUGUGCACCCAUGGACUUUCGGAAACAAACCGUGAGGCUCUGUGUCCUGAUGCGGCUACUACAAAGGCGUCUUGUUGCCCUCCGAUUUUAUGGAGGCUCUUUGUUGUCUGCCACUUUUCCUGGUUUGAAGUGUGUGUGAGUGCUAUUUUCAUGCCAUAUGGAAGAACCUCUCUCCUCUGCCACUGUAAAACAGCUGGUGACUGUAAGUGAGAAGUGCUCACCUUGGUUUGUCUGCUUUCCCAGCUGCCUGGGAGGGAUUGAAGACUGUCCAUGCCCCAGCGGGCUGUGCUUGUUGGGACUUGGGUGAAAGAGCGUGUGUCCUCCUUAACUUGGGACUCUUCCCUCUCCUUCUCCUUCUCCUCCUUCCCUUUACUAUUGAAUACAUGGGGAAAGCAAUGGGGAAAGCAUGUUUUUUUUAAAUUGUAGGAAACUAAUGAACGUCAUGGAAAACUUUUGUGUCGUGCUUAGGAAAGUGUGUUCAGGAAAGUGUGUGAACUCAUCAGUUGCAAGCUCCAAAACUGGGAAGUCCUGUGCUGUGUUGUGUUGCUUGUGAGUAAGUGGCUAGGUGCCUGCUGUCUCUCGUGAACAGCUUCAGCGCUCAGAAGGCGGAGGGUUUUGUUGGUGGCAUCUAGCUUUGUGUUCCUUGUUUUCUUGCCCUAACUCCAAGCUGAGGCUCUUUGCCCCAUCCGACGUCUCCACUUCAGCCAAUUCACCACAACUCUGGGAGGCAAGCUGUUCCACUGCUUAAUAGUUCUCACUGUCAGGAAAUUCCUCCUUGUUUCCAGGUUGGAUUUCCCUCUCACAAGCUUCCACCCACUGAGAAUAAAUCGAUGCCUUUUCCCCUGUGGCAGCCCUUCAAGUAUUGGAAGACUGUAUCAUGUCUUCCCUCAGUCUUCUCUUCGUUAAGCUAAAGAUCCCUAGUUCCUUUAGUCUUCUUCAUAGGUUUUAGCCUCCAGGCCCCUUAUCAUCUUUGUUGUCUUCUCUGGGGGGACAAUUGAUAGACUGCCUCCACAUGGUGUCCCUGGGCCUCCAAAGACUUUUGGAGAGGCUAAGUGGCCUAUCAUAUACGAGGCAGCCAGAUAAACCUGUGGAUCUCCUGGGUAGGGCACAUCUCUGUUUGUCAUCUUCACUAUGUUACAGGGAAAUAACAAAGGCUCUUUUCAGGGCCAAUUCACAAGAAAACUUGGACCUUGUAUCAGGAUUUGCCAGAUUAAUAUUGAGGGCAUUAGUAGGGCUAAAUGCCAAAUCCUGGAGAAAGUUUUAACAGAUUAUGAUGUAGACAUGCUUUGCUGAUUUCUUGAUGGCAACUGAUGCUGCAAAAGACUAUAUUUUGUAAUCUUAAUGUUUGUUUUUAGCUAUAAUUGCCCUAUGACCAAUGUACAUUUUCUGUAUACUUUUUUUAUAUUCCCAAUUUUUAAAAUAUAUUUGUAAUAUGUAUGAUGUGCUGCCAUAUGAUCAAUCAAUCAAUCAAUCAAUCAAUCAAUCAAUGUCUUCUCUGAACCCUUUCUAGGAUCUUAGCGUCUUCUUUUGUAUUGUGGUGACUGGAUGCAGUAUUCCAAUUGUGGCCUCACCACUGUGGUAUAUAGUGUGCUACUAUCACUUCCUGUGAUCUUGAUCCUAUCCCUGUGUUGAUGCUCCCCAGGACUGCGUUGGCUUUUUUGGCAGUUGCAGCGCACUGCUGACCCUCUUAAGCGGUGGUCCACCAGGACACCUACAGUAGAUCUCUCUCAUAGGCACUACUGUUGAGCCAGGUACUCCCUAUCUUGUACUUGUGCACCUGGUUUUUCCUGCCUAAGUGUAGGACCUUACAUUUCUCACCACUGAACUUCAUCUUGUUGGGAUAGGGCCCAAUGCUCAAGUCUGCCAAGAUCCUUCUGAAUCUUGACUUAUCUUCUGAAGUGUUAGCAAAAUAGAAUCCACCAGGGGGCUCCCUCUGAAGCUUCAGCAUUGGGCCACUGGAGGGCAAAUGCCACAGGUGGCUUCCAGAGGCAAGUGAGAAGGGAGUAACAUCACUAAGUCUUGCCUCUCUAGGAUGAUGCACUCUCUCACUUUAACCCAUUGUGCUUCGGAGGAGGUUACAAAGGCAGCAGGAAAGACUUGCAGGGAAGAGACGCAGACUGUGUCCCUGGGUGAGUGGGGAGCCUCUUCCUGUGCAAAGGGAGGCAGAGGAUACUCAUGCUGGAGAAGGAAGAGAUACCUGCAAAGUCCUAAUCCAGGUUCAAUCUUCUGAGUCCUGGGAGGGGGAGAGCCCAGAUCCCAUAUUCCCCUGCCACCCCUUUCCAUGCACAUAACAGCCAGGGGGAAAGAAGAGCUCCAGACCAGCUGUGUUGCCCCCAGCAACAAAUCCAGGAUGCCCAGGAAGGAGGAGGGGAUCUGGGGGAGCCCUUUACUCCUCAUUUCAUGGGAAAAGCCCCUGAGUGGGGGAGGGGGAGAGUUUGCAUUGCAAAUCUCAAGCAGGAAAGAAGAAAAGCUUUGCAAGGAAGGAGAUGCAAAAGAUUGUGCCUCCAUUCUCACCAUGUGCUGGAUGAGGCUAAAAGGGGGUUGGAUCCUCUGCAGUUCAACAUGUCUUAGGAGGGUGAGUGAACCAGGACGUCAUCCUACGCUACCUUCUUUCAAGCCCUGUGUCUUAUGUGAACUCAGCCCCUGCGGCUGGUGGAGCUGUCUGGGAUUAGGGCAUGUUGUGUGAACCUGCCUGCGUGUAAUAGCGUGCCUUGGCUCUUCCAAAGCAAACCCUGAAGAAAGGGAACUGGAACAUCCUAAGGCAGGGUCAUUUAAUUGGCAUUUCACUUUAUGUGAACUGAACUUUCAUGGUUUGUUAACCUGUUUGGGGUUUGACCUAUCUGCUCAAUGCCCCUGCAAUCCUGUACCGGCUCAGAAAAAUACUUCCUUUCAUGGGGAUGAGUGUUGUUCAAUGGUUAGAUCUACCACUUUCUAAUUCUUGGUAUUGAUUUUCUUUUCUAUUUCUGAUACACUGAACACCUUCACUUAUGGACAAAAUUAUCUCUCGGGCAAAGAGGGCUGAAUGGCCUGCUGUGGCCAUUUCUGCGGCUACAGGAACAGUCCUAUGAAUGUGAAUGAAAAUGUGCUUGGAGAUCCACAAGAUUCCUUGGACUCAUUAGGAGUUGCCUUACAGGACAGAGAAAGAAUGGAGACCCAACCUUCAGGAAGUGCAUUAACUGGAAAAGGCCCUUCUGCUGUUCAGCCUGGCAGGUGUGGGAAGUUCUGGGCAAGAACUGGGCAGGAGAUCCUGGAGGAGGAAACCAUCUGUUCAGAAGGUCAGCCCUGGGACUUCAGGAGCAUCCGGUAUCAGGAGGCUGAGGGUCCCCGAGGACUUUGCAGCUGACUCCACUACGUUUGCAGUCGAUGGUUGAGACCGGAAAAGCACACAAAAGCGCAGAUGCUGGACCUGGUUGUCCUGGAGCAGUUCCUGGCCCUCCUGCCCCUGCAGGUGGAGAGCUGGGUGCGGGAGUGCGAGGCAGAGACCAGCUUUCUGCUCCACACUCCCGCACCCAGAGAGACCUUCAUGUUGGGAGCCUGGAAGGGGUUUGAAUGGAAUAAACAAUGAUAACCCCUCCCUACCAGAGUUCUCUGGCAUUCAUAAUAUGUGCAGAUGUUUCACUCGUUCUUGUAGGACCUUGUUCCGCUAUCCAUUCUAGAAGAUAGAUUUGGGACAGCCGCUCCUUUCUUACUUUCCAGCCUCACCGCUGGACAUUUGGGCUUCAAAGUUGUGUUUAGAGAACAAGAAUCCACUUCAUGUUGUGUGGUGUCUAUUAAUUCUUCUUCUUUUCUCCUGCCUACACUUUCAAGCCCUUUGCUGUGGAGAUCAGAGAUGCUGAGGGAAGGAGGAAUCGAUCAAGUCCCCCUCAGGAGCUGUUUUUCAGGAGUUUCUCUCAGGAAGAUCCAAAUCAGGACACCUCAGGAGGGAAGAAUAGAAUGAAGUUGACUGUUCCCUAUGGUGGAGCUGGAACAGUGCUUGAACCUCCAACUCCAGUAAGAGCAGGAAAUUAGGAGGGCCUUGUGUCCUUCGAGGAGGUGGCUGUGUGUUUCUCCGAGGAGGAGUGGUCUCAGCUGGAUCCUCACCAAAAAGCGCUGCAUUGGGAAGUCACGCUGGAAAAUUGUAGGAACGUGGCCUCUCUGGGAGAAUAAAGAUUUCAGUGAACCAUCCCAAAUGAUCAGGCAGGGAGAUGGGACAGAGAAGCCUGCAAUUCAAGUGGACCUAGGAAGGCAUGAGAGAAACCAAUCAAAUAAUUGGAAUACGGAAAGCUCAUCUUCCAUCGAUGCUCAGAUGCCAGACUUUCUCGACCAGCAAGGAAAAAUAAAGAAAAAAUAUAUUGGGAAAAGUUUAAGACUAUUCAAAGACAAAUUAGAUGUAAAUGAACACUAUCCAACCCAAACCAAAGAUUAUAUAUGCCAAGACAAUGGAAAAAAUUACAAUUGGACUUUCACUCUUUCUCGUGAAAACGGGUCCCUUACAUAUGGUAAAAAGAUCCACCCAGAGGAGAAGCCAUAUAAGUGCACGGAGUGUGGAAAGUCGUUUACUUGUAGGAGUAAACUUACUCUCCAUAAAUGGAUCCACACAGUAGAGAAGCCAUAUAAAUGCACUGCGUGUGGAAAGGGCUUUGCUCAGAAGUAUAAUUUUAAUUCCCAUAAAAGGAUCCACACUGGGGAGAAGCCAUAUCAAUGUAUGGAGUGUGGAAAGACCUUUAUUCACAGCGGCCAACUUACUUGCCAUAAAAGGAUCCACACCGGGGACAUGCCAUAUAAAUGCAUGGAGUGUGGGAAGGGCUUUAGCCAACUCAGAAAUCUUACUUCCCAUAAAAGGAUCCACACAGGGGAGAAGCCAUAUAAAUGCAUGGACUGUGGAAAGACCUUUAUUCAGAGCGGUCAACUUACUCACCAUAAAAGGAUCCACACAGGAGAGAAGCCAUAUAAAUGCAUAGAGUGUGGAAAGGGCUUCAGUGAAAAUGGGUCCCUUAUGAGACAUAAAAGGAUCCACACAGGGGAGAAACCAUAUAAAUGUCCAGAGUGUGGAAAGAGCUUCAGAACAAGUGGCUACCUUACUUACCAUAAAAGGAUCCACACAGAAAAGAAACCAGUUAGGAAUAAUCAGGAGAAUGAGAAUGAAAGUGACUCCAGUGUGCUGAUGUUGCAAACGAUGAAGCAAGAAGGGAGAUAUUUGGAAAUCAGUGGGGACCAAAAUAAAAUCCUAUGAUAUUAAGAAAAGCUAUUUAAGAGAACUACAGUUCCUCCUGACCAAACGUCCAGAAAUGAGAAGGGGUGUUGCCCCUGAGAUGUGAAGAUACCAAAACAUAAUCAGACUUACAUCCACGGUGUAGAACCGAGUCAACCAGCAUGAAUGCCAAAGCGUGGAACCUUUUUCAGUCAAAGGCCUCUCCUUAAGUGAGAGAAUUGCCACAUACAUAUCAAUGUCUAGUGUGUGGAAAGAGCUUCAGGAUGAAGAAUUCCUCUCUCACAAAAGGAGCCAGAAUGAGGCGAAGCCCCAAAAUGCACAUGCAAAACACUUUCCAGCAUUAAGGCCAUCUUUUGCCUUUCGAGGGUGUGACGAGGGCUAAGCAAAAGUCUAAAUUUGAUUGAAAUAAAAUCAAAUAUCAAU
Messenger RNA from Candoia aspera, 5784 nucleotides. Its product is annotated as zinc finger protein 239-like. Gene Ontology annotation, biological process: regulation of transcription by RNA polymerase II. The transcript is spliced from 5 exons. Lineage: Eukaryota; Metazoa; Chordata; Lepidosauria; Squamata; Candoiidae. The record is from RefSeq and is a predicted model, not a curated record. The coding region runs from base 4339 to 5382 and encodes 347 amino acids. Gene Ontology annotation, molecular function: DNA-binding transcription factor activity, RNA polymerase II-specific. Gene Ontology annotation, cellular component: nucleus.